GUCCUGGUUUAGUCCUGGUUUAGUCCUGGUUUAGUCCUGGUUUAGAACUUGUUUGUUUAUGAAGUGGUUGUAGAUAAAUAUUGUUUUUGUCUUGUUUUUUCAUGUCUCCAUGUCCCAAGACAAAUUUCUCCCAUGGGAGACAAUUUAAUAAUAUUAAAAAUGAACUUUUCUGAUGUUGAGAUUUAAAAUGUCCCAGUUUGAACAGAAGGAUCCACAGGGGUCAGAGGUCAGAGGUCAGAGUUCUCUUGACCCCUCCCCUCCCUCUCUCCUUCAGUCCUGCAGGUGUUGUUCACUUCAGCUGCAUUUCUGUUUCAAAUGUUCGUGUGCAGAGUUUAUGUUGAGUCAGACUUUAAUGUUUUCACAUCCACAGUAGAUUUGAUUUGAUUUAUUCUGUUUUACAUUCAGAAAACACAGAAUAUUUCUUCUUCCUAAUUACAAACACAUUUUGUAAUUGAUCAGAACAAUCGCUCUUGUCACGAUUCAGAUUCUUUUAGUUAUAUAAAGUCAAAUGUGUUUCAGUUCUGUGGAGCGUCACUUCCUGCCAUGGCCACAGGAAGUUCUAUGUCAAAGAAGAAUAUAAUGAACUUUCAACAUGUUCCUGAGGCAAUUAUGCCCAGUGAUGUUUCUACAUAAGAGUCAUGCAUUUAAAUGUUCUCAUAUUAACAUUUCUUUUGUUCAUAUUUUAUAGUUUGGAGGAGACUGUGGAGUCGACUGGACCCAGACCUUUGUCUCUGAAGAGUGAUCGAUCUAUGGGUUUCAGCCUUUGUCCUUUCAACUGGAGCCAAACAGACCCCUGGUUCCACGUUGUUGUGUUUGUGAAGAGACUUUUGAAGGAGAUCCCAUGUUUCUGAGCUGUUCUCAUGUGGCCUGUACUCGCUGUGUAAUGAAGAACACUGAGUCACAGACAACAGGUCAUAUCCACUGUCCUCAGUGUGAAACCAAACAGAGACUCACACCAACUCUACAGGCGCUCAGACUCCUGACAGGGGACGAUAAACUCUUUCACUUAAUUGUGAAACUGAAGGAGGAGAUGCACAAAAGGUUUUCUAUGACGACUGAAGGAAACGGAGAUGAGAGGAGUCCCCUGAAACACAUCUACACUUCACUGUCCAUCAACUUUGGCAAGAGAGAAGUUCUCCCAGGACACUACUCCACGAUGAUGAAAAGAACAGAUUCUCAGGUAGCAGAGGUCCAAUUCAAUGAUCUUUUCCAUUCUCCACCAGUGAAGACCAGAACUGUCCUGACAAACGGAGUGGCUGGAAUUGGAAAAUCUUUUUGUGUCCAAAAGUUCAUUGUGGACUGGGCUGAAGACGCUGCUCAAAAAGAUGCUCAUUUUGUUUUCUGUCUGGCUUUUCGAGAGCUUAAUUUGAUCAAAAAUGAGAUAAGUUUGCUCCAGCUCCUGACAGACUUCCACCCGGCUCUGAGCGGCACAGACCCACAGGUCUUAGACUGGACUAAAGUGAUCCUGAUCCUGGAUGGUUUUGAUGAGAGCCGGUUUGAGCUGGACUUCAGAAACACAGAGAGAGUCACAUCGCUGCAGGAGGUCACUUCUGUGUCCAACCUCAUGUUGAACCUGAUCCAGGGAAACCUGCUCCCUUCAGCCCAGCUCUGGGUCACCUCUCGGCCAGCGGCCUCUCAUCAGAUCCCCGGAGAGUUCAUCCACACAGUCACUGAGAUUCAAGGCUUCAACGAUCUCCAAAAGGAAGAAUAUUUCAGGAAGAGGUUCAGGAACAAACCAGAGCUCGCUGAAAUGGUGAUUUCACAUGUGAAGUCAUCACAUUCACUGGACUUGUUGUGCCAGAUCCCCAUCUUCUGCUGGAUGUACUCUGUUUUAUUUGAGGAGGUGUUUGGAGGAGAGGAGCAGACUGGAGCUCCUCAGACCCUCACUGAGAUGAUGGCAGCGUUCGUGUUUAUUCAAACCAAGCGCAGCAGCAGAAAAUAUGACAAGACCCCAGAGAAAGAGAGAACCAAGCUUCUAAAAGCUAAAAGAGAGUUCCUCCUUAAAGUCGGCAAACUGGCCUUCAUCCACGUGCUAAACAACAACCUGAUCUUUUAUGAAGAAGAUCUACAACAGUGUGGACUUGAGUUCAAAGAAGCCACAGUUGAAUCUGGGUUUUUCAGCUCCAUUCUCCAACAAGAGCAGCUGUUUUUGCAGCAGAACGUGUAUUUCUUUGUGCACCCGAUCGUACAAGAGUUCUUUGCUGCUCUUUAUGUUUACGACUGUUUUACCAACAACAAACCCUGGGCUCCAGAGCUGAGCUCCUUCUUGGGUCUAGAGUCAUCAGAGUCCUCCUCCAGACCUCCAGUGUUUGACCUUCUAAAGAUGGUGGUCAACAAAGUUCUGAAGAUGAACAGUGGUACCUUGUACUACUUCCAGCGUUUCCUUCUCGGUCUUGUGCUUGAAUCGAAUCAGAGAUUUAUUCCUGGAUUACUGCGCCCCCUAGAGUCAAGUGAAGAUACUGUUAAAAACAUGUUGAUCCACCUCAAAGUCAUUCGACGCAAAACCAUCUCCCCAGACACCUGCAUCAACCUGAUUAAAACCAUGGUGGAGAUGGGAGACACUAAGAGCAGUGAAGAGAUACAGGAGUAUUUUAAAUAAAACAACGUCAUUUGACUGAAGCUGAACACUGUGGGUGACCAGAUUUUAUGAAUCAAAAACUGGGAUGUCUUUGUUUGGGAUAAUUAAGGACACAGUUGUGCUCUCAGUUCAUUCAUGACAUAUUCACUGAUGUUUAACCUCAGAGAGUCAGAGCAACUGAGAAUAUGAUUUUGUGUUCUGGUCAUUUUCAAGCUCAGUUUUCUGAAUUUUGUCCAAACAAAUGACAAUUUAUUUCUCUCUUUAUUGUUGACGAGAAUCAGACUGGUCAAAAAUAGAAACAUCUGGGACGUUUGUAGAAAAAGUGGGACAAAUCUGUGGUUUUGUGUAAAUCUGAGGCAGAGACACAGGCUCAGAAUCGGGAUUGUUCCGGUCAAAAAGGACGUCUGUCCACUCGAGUCAACUUCUUUAUCCACCUUAUUCCUGAAGUUGCUGUGAAGUUUGGUUUUGCCGCUCCUCUACUACUUUUUAUUACACACAUGUACUUUUUAAUUGUUAAUGCAGCAUAUGUGUAAAUUCUGGCCAAAAGGGUUAAAAAUAAGUUAUUGUGGACUAGGUCAGAGGAGAGGGUUCGGCUGAUGAUUUUGGUUUGUGGCUGGUGACGUAUAUUAAGUAACGGACACGUGAAAAAACAUUUAACAAAACGCCAAAUCUUUACAAUCUGCAGAUCAUUUGUCAGGUUUGAUAGUUAAAGUACACAGUCAAGUUCACAGUCACAAUGUUUAACCAUAUGCAACAGUAUUUAAAAGUAUUUAAGAGUAAUAGUCCAGGGUAUUUCCCAACAACAUUUACCACAACAGCAGUAACAGUCACUAUGGUUAUGUUCAGACUGCAGGGCUUAACGCUCAAUUCGGAUUGUUUUUUGUGAAAUUCAAUGUUUUUUCGAGGUCGUUCACAUUUCCAAUUAAAUGUGACUUGUAUGUGACUCCAGUGUGAACAUUAAACGGCCCAAAAGUGUCUCACAUGUGACACUGGAGACACGACGACGUCAACCGCAGCGAGCGAGAGAGAUUUUAAAGUUCCUCUCGUACCGGAGCCAGAACAUGAACAACUUAUUUGUUUUAAGGAGGAGAUUGAGAAGGAGAAGGACGAGGUUUUUGGUCGUGGUGUUUUGUCG
Messenger RNA from Boleophthalmus pectinirostris (great blue-spotted mudskipper), 3713 nucleotides. RefSeq names its product NLR family CARD domain-containing protein 3-like. The transcript has 3 exons. The record is from RefSeq and is a predicted model, not a curated record. The coding region runs from base 842 to 2599 and encodes 585 amino acids. Lineage: Eukaryota; Metazoa; Chordata; Actinopteri; Gobiiformes; Gobiidae.